Messenger RNA from Meriones unguiculatus (Mongolian gerbil), 1868 nucleotides. RefSeq names its product ring finger protein 166 (gene Rnf166). NCBI's taxonomy places the organism in Eukaryota, Metazoa, Chordata, Mammalia, Rodentia, Muridae. The transcript is spliced from 7 exons. The coding region runs from base 164 to 808 and encodes 214 amino acids. Gene Ontology annotation, molecular function: ubiquitin protein ligase activity. Gene Ontology annotation, biological process: protein polyubiquitination; ubiquitin-dependent protein catabolic process. The record is from RefSeq and is a predicted model, not a curated record.
GCCUGGUGGCCUCGGCGCAGCAACGGCAGCCGCCGGCUGGGCCCGCGGGCGGUGACAGCGGCUUGGAGGCGCAGUUCAGCUGUCCUAUCUGCCUGGAGGUGUACCAUCGGCCGGUGGCCAUCGGCAGCUGCGGCCACACGUUCUGCGGGGAGUGCCUCCAGCCAUGUCUGCAGGUGCCAUCCCCUCUGUGCCCGCUCUGCCGUCUGCCCUUCGACCCCAAGAAAGUGGACAAAGCCACCCAUGUAGAGAAGCAGCUCUCAUCUUACAAGGCACCCUGCCGGGGUUGCAACAAGAAGUUUUUCUGCGUGGAUACCCAGCUGUGACAAGCAACUUCAGGAGGACCUGUUUGGACCCCUGCUGGCCUUGGGCACAAACUCUGGAUGCUGAGGACACCUGCCAAGGGCGGGUGACGCUUGCAAAGAUGAGAGUGCAUAUCUCCUCCUGUCUGAAGGUCCAGGAGCAGAUGGCUAACUGCCCCAAGUUUGUCCCUGUGGUGCCCACAUCUCAGCCCAUCCCCAGCAAUAUCCCCAACCGGUCUACCUUCGCUUGCCCUUACUGCGGAGCCCGCAAUCUGGAUCAGCAGGAGCUGGUGAAGCACUGUGUGGAGAGUCACCGCAGCGACCCCAACCGUGUGGUGUGCCCCAUCUGCUCAGCCAUGCCCUGGGGGGACCCCAGCUACAAAAGCGCCAACUUCUUGCAGCACCUGCUGCACCGGCACAAGUUCUCCUAUGACACCUUCGUGGACUAUAGCAUCGAUGAAGAAGCCGCCUUCCAGGCUGCCCUGGCUCUGUCCCUCUCAGAGAACUGAGGUACAGCCUGACUACUCACCUCAAGUUUGGGGCUGAAGACACACUCCCGCCUCAAGGGAUAGGGCUAAUGCCCUCCUGCGCUGGCACCUGCACAGGAACGCACCUCACUGGGCCAAGCGGAAUUUCACACAAGGAGAGCUGGUCUCAGAACCCUCAGGGCUGGGAUCCUGGCUAGCUGGCCCCUUGUCAUCAAGCAGGGCCACUGGGUCCUGGCCAGCCGCACUGGGUCAUCGGUGCUUCGAGGGGCAGGUGCUGGCCAUUGGGUUAGAGCAGUUGGCUGCCUUUCCCAGCCAACGUGACCUCGUGUGGAGAAGGAUGAGGUGCCCUAAGCUGUACCCCAGCAGGACCAGGGAGGAGGCGCCCCGCCAAGGCCGCCAGCCCACCUGGUCCCUAGCUUCGCUUCCACCGUGAGCAAUUGGUACUGGCUUUUGUGAUAUUUAGGAAUCCUGCGUUUUUCUAUCUUAUCCCAUGUGAUAAUCUUUUCACGUUUUAUAGAGCAAAGACAAAGCAGUUACUCUUCUAUUGCAAUACUUGUGUUUGACUAGGAAGAACAGUAUUUUUAUGGAGCAUUUACAAAGUUAUAUUUUUUAAAAAAAAAAACAAUCAAAAAUAAACACUUGUGGGAUCAGUGUAACGAGGAAGGAGAGUGGGUAUAGCCAGGGCUGCAUCUGUGUGUGAGACAGAGAUAAUAUCCCCAAGCCACUCACUCUUAGAGGAGGAGGCUCUUGUUUGCUGUUUUCUUUUUGAUGACCCAGAAGAAAUCUUAGCACCGUGCCUGGCCACUUGCUGUGGCUGCUCCCAGCAGAUAUAGGACAGCCCAGGCAGAAUGGGGGCCUCCUGCCCCAGGAACUGUCCAUGGCCCCCUGUCACCUUGCAGAGCCAACCACAUCCCUCCCUCCUCAGGCAGGGACUGCCCUUACCAGUGGUAGAGCCUGCAGAGGCCAGAGAGGCUGGCUUGGUGGCAGGUCAGGCCAGAAAACAUUUGUCAGCAUCUUGUUCUGUUCAUGGCAUAAAUUGCUGUCUUUUCAAGAGUUUAAAUAAAGUGUUUCCAAGCACCCA